Nylanderia fulva is the source of this 2353-nucleotide messenger RNA. RefSeq lists its product as uncharacterized. Lineage: Eukaryota; Metazoa; Arthropoda; Insecta; Hymenoptera; Formicidae. The record is from RefSeq and is a predicted model, not a curated record.
CUUGUAUGUGCUGUACUAUAGGUUACGUCACGUACACUAUAACGUUGAAGUAGUGAUGGCGCAGCGCGUAGUUUUAAAAGUUAAUAUAAGUUGAUCCUAUUUUUUCUACUCUCGCCGAUCAUCAUUGUUACAUUCAUUAUUUCACUAUGAAUACUGAUAACGAGAACUUGGAUACUAUUUCCACCGACUCGAAUGAGGAGAAUAAAUUCUCGGAAAGUCCAAAACCCAGUACUAGUAAAAGUUCAAACGAUACACCUCGAAGACAUCGAAAGCAUUGUUGUUCUUCUUGUAAUUUACAUAAAGAUGCAGAAUUUAUUAAGAAUUUGUUUUUCAAAUGUCGAGUACUCUUUAAUCUACAAAAUACUACGCAAUAAUCAGUUAACAGAUAAUCCUGUCAAACAUGCAUUAUGUGACUUGUCUCAAAUGAAUGAGAGACUGAACUCAAUUAGUCCUCAAUUAGCAAACAAACGAAAAGUAUGUUGCAAUUGCAUGCCUUGUGACACACAUUCUAUAAAAAUUAGAAAACAAUUUAUAAAUGAUGAAAUGGGAAUGGACAUAAUGGAAGCAAAUCAAUUGGAUACGUCCAAUGAUGUUAAAAUGUGUAAGGAUGAUUUGGAGAAAUUAAUAUCAAAAAAUUAUUCAAAGGAUAAGGAAUUGCAGUCAAAUAUAAUUUUAACAAUGCCACCAAUUAAGACAGAAAUAGAUGCGACACAACCUUCUACAAGUACAUCAACACCAAGUAUUUCUGUGUCAAAUAUUGCUACAUCAAACACUGAACAUCAAGAAAUAUUAUUGAAUGAGGGAGCUAAUAAAAUAUAUUGCCAAUUAAUAUCUAUGUUUCCAAAUGUAGAUCAAUUUUACAUUAAACAACAAUGUCAAACGUAUUUUACAGACAGUACGCAAUAUGAAUUAUAUGAAAAUCUAGUUGAAUUUUUGCUAGAAAAUGGUCAAAAAUAUUCAACUAUUAAAGAAGCCGAGUUAUUAGAGACAGAUAAUGCCAAUAUUACUUAUAAUUUGAAUAACUACUAUGCUGAUUUAUUAAUGAUAUUUCCAGAGGCGAAUCCUAUAUAUUUAAGAAGAAUAGUUGAAGAAAAUUAUAAAAAUCCUGAGAAAAUACAGAAAUUUGUUCAGUCAAAAUUAAACAAUCCAGAUUAUCCAACAAGAGCUCAAUAUCUAACUAAAAAGAUUACAGAACAACAAAAACAAUACACUACUAAUUUCAAUAUACAACAAUUCUUAGAUUUAUUUCCAGAUCCAUUUGCUUAUUUUGAAAAUGCAAAUAGAGAGUGCAAAUUUAAUGUAUAUGCAAUAGAUUUUUUGAUGCAUUAUUUCAGUAGAAUCAAGGUAAUUACAUUAUUAAAUACAUAUAGUGAGCAUCAAUAUAACUUAAGUCUUACUGUUAAGGCUUUAGAAGCAUUGAGUCCUGAUAAAAAAUCUGAACGAUUACAUAAUAUGAUUCUAACAAAAGAUAUAUUGCUUUUACAAGAAUGUGCCUUUAUACAACAUAAAUUAGAGCUCAAAAAAUAUCUAACCAAGUCAUUGAAAAAUCAAGAGGAGUUUGAGAAACUUAAAGCAAGAAACGAAUUGGUAGUCUGUCAAUGUUGUACUGACGAAUGUAUACCAUCAAAUUGUUUUAUGUGCAAGAAUGAACAUUUAUUUUGCAAUAAAUGUAUUAAAAAACAUGCAAAAUCAAUAUUAAGAAAAGGCGAGGCACAUAUUAAUUGUCUAUUAAAUUGUGGAAGUGAAUAUCCACUGUCCGUACUUCAGCAAAUACUAUCUACAACAAAUAUCAAAAUUCUUCUUCACAAACGGCUAGCUGAAGUAAUGGCUGGAUUGAAUAAUUUAAUAGCAUGUCCAUUUUGUCACUUUCCAUCUACAUCAUCACCUGAGGAUAGAGUAUUUAGAUGUUUCAAUUGUAUGAAAGAAUUUUGUUCGCACCAUUUACGACGUUUACAAGUGGAAGAAAGAAUUAUAAAGAACCCCUAUAAAGAUGACCAAUAAAAUGCCAGUACCAUUACCACAUGUACACGUGGGAGAAAGAAUUAUGCAAAUUAGACAAGAAAAUUUUGAAGUUUACAAUUUUUGAUGAAAGAAUUGCAAAGUACAGUCCAUGUCCAUUUUGUGUUAAUGUUAAUAAUGUGUCAUUAUUAUAAUGACUAUUAUAUUAUUUAGUAAUUAUUAUAAGAAAAAUCUGAUGAAUGUGGGUAUGACUGUGAUUUAGUACAAGAAAAAAUGUUGAUUUAUCCGCAAAAUACUUAUCUUUAAAAAUGCAUUACUUGCUACCGAUAUCCAAAAAUUACUGAAUCAGUUCUGAAUUAUUUGUUCUUGUUCAAAGAAAUACUUUAAUAUUUAU